GGCGGCGAGGCGGGGCGUCCGGGGGCUGACGUCACCGGCCGGUCCCGCCACCCCCAGCAGGUCCGCGGUGCUCCCCGCCCCCUCCCACCUGCGGGGGCGGGGCUGGGCGGUCCCCUCCUCCCGGCGCUCCCCUCCCCGGCGCCGCUCCUUUCGGGGAGCCCCGCGCACUCCCUCUCCCCGCCGCUCGCCGUCUCGGCUGCUCCGCGCCUGCCCCCCCGCACGCCCGGCACCCGCGCCGUCGUCGCCGGUCGGGGUUCCGAGGCCUCCCCGGGAACGGGCCGGGCCCCGCCGCCUCCCGGGAGGCGCGCACGGAAGUAGCUGCUGGUGUGGUGACCAUGUCAAAUAACGGCCUCGACAUUCAAGACAAACCCCCAGCCCCUCCAAUGAGAAACACAAGCACUAUGAUUGGAGCUGGCAGCAAAGAAGCUGGAGCCCUGAACCAUGGCUCCAAACCCCUGCCUCCAAACCCAGAGGAGAAGAAGAAGAAGGACAGAUUUUACCGAUCCAUCCUAACUGGAGAUAAAACCAAUAAGAAGAAGGAGAAGGAACGGCCAGAAAUUUCUCUUCCUUCAGACUUUGAGCACACAAUUCAUGUUGGCUUUGAUGCUAUCACAGGGGAAUUUACGGGAAUGCCGGAACAGUGGGCUCGCUUGCUUCAGACAUCAAAUAUCACAAAGUCAGAGCAAAAGAAAAAUCCACAGGCUGUUUUGGAUGCAUUGGAAUUUUAUAACUCAAAGAAGACCUCCAACAGCCAGAAGUAUAUGAGUUUUACAGAUAAAUUAGCUGAAGACUAUAAUUCCACUAACAAUUUGAAUGUGAAAACAGUUUCUGAGACUCCUCAAGUACCGCCAGUUUCUGAAGAUGAAGAUGAUGAUGAUGACGAUGCUACCCCACCACCAGUGAUUGCUCCACGCCCAGAGCACACAAAAUCUGUGUACACGCGGUCUGUGAUUGAACCUGUUCCUGUUACUCCCACUCGAGAUGUGACUACAUCUCCCAUUUCACCUACUGAGACUAAUACCCCUCCACCAGAUGCUCUGCCCAGGAGUACUGAAAAGCAGAAGAAGAAGCCUAAAAUGUCUGAUGAGGAGAUAUUGGAGAAAUUACGGAGCAUAGUGAGCGUGGGAGAUCCUAAGAAGAAAUAUACGAGGUUUGAGAAGAUUGGACAAGGGGCUUCAGGGACCGUGUACACUGCAGUGGAUGUGGCCACAGGACAGGAGGUGGCCAUUAAACAGAUGAAUCUUCAACAGCAGCCAAAGAAAGAAUUGAUUAUUAAUGAGAUCCUGGUUAUGAGGGAAAACAAAAACCCAAAUAUUGUGAACUACUUGGACAGUUACCUUGUGGGAGAUGAGCUCUGGGUUGUUAUGGAAUACUUGGCUGGAGGCUCUUUGACAGAUGUGGUUACGGAAACUUGCAUGGACGAAGGCCAGAUCGCAGCCGUUUGCCGGGAGUGCCUGCAGGCUUUGGAGUUUCUCCAUUCAAACCAGGUUAUUCACAGAGACAUCAAGAGUGACAACAUCCUAUUGGGAAUGGAUGGCUCUGUCAAGCUAACUGACUUUGGAUUUUGCGCCCAAAUUACUCCAGAGCAGAGCAAACGAAGCACCAUGGUGGGAACCCCAUACUGGAUGGCACCUGAGGUUGUGACAAGGAAGGCCUAUGGACCCAAGGUUGACAUCUGGUCCUUGGGCAUUAUGGCAAUUGAAAUGAUCGAAGGGGAACCCCCAUACCUCAAUGAAAAUCCUCUGAGAGCACUGUACCUCAUUGCCACCAAUGGGACCCCAGAACUUCAGAACCCAGAAAAGCUGUCAGCCAUUUUCCGGGACUUUCUUAACCGCUGUCUUGAGAUGGAUGUGGAGAAGAGAGGUUCUGCUAAAGAGCUGCUGCAGCAUCAGUUCCUGAAGAUUGCCAAGCCCCUCUCUAGCCUCACUCCACUGAUUGCUGCAGCCAAAGAGGCAACCAAGAACAGUCACUGAAACUCUGCUCUGCCUCGCCGCUCUGUGCCAAGAUGUCUGUGAAAUGCUCAUUUCAGAAACCUCAGUCCCCGAUGCCCUCCCUUCUUUGUCUUGCUCCUCUCAUUUUCUGGUAGUUCUCUCAAGACUUUGGUCCCUAAAAUCCACAUGUCCAGAAGAGAACUGCAUCUGAAUGACUAAUUAGAUGAUGACCAUUUCCAGAUAAGAAAUUUUGUCCCCAUUGGUGUGUGUGAGGGUGGUUUAUGACCAAGAACUUAUAUAUGAAUAAACCCUUAUAUUCUAUUUCUGCAUCACAAUCCCCCUCCAAUCAAUUAUUUCUUCACUGUAUAAAUUUACGGCAUUAUGACAUUUCCAAUAUAUAUAUAAUCAGUUGCAAUUUCUUUUUCUUUCUUUCUUUUUUUUUUUUUUUUUUUUUUUUUUUGCUUUUUGGGUCAUACCCAGCAAUGCUCAGGGGUUACUCCUGGCUUUGCACUCACGAAUUCAGGAAUUACCCUGGAAGUGUUUGGAGAACCAUAUGGAAUGCUAGGAAUUGAACCCGGAUCAGUGGCGGGCAAGGCAAACGCCCUACCUGCUGCGCUAUUGCUCCAGCCUCCAAAGUUGCAAUUACUUUAGUAUUUUUUUCUCCCUGUCAUUGAACUGCCCAGAUAGCUCACUAUUCUUGAAAGUUGGAACAACUUGCUGGGUGUGAUCCCACCCCUCGCCCCCAACACCCCACGCCACACACAAAAAAGAGAAAGAAAAGGAAAUAUGGAGGAAUGCCAUAAAUUUUAAUAAUUUGCAAGGGACUUGCCCUGGUUCAUCUUCUGGACUAUGACUUUGGCCCUGCUGCUCCUGACCCAGGAGAAAGCGAGCACUUCUUUCUUUGUGUGAGCUUCUAGCAGCUGUUUUGGAGGACUCGACCCAAUAGUGCUCCCAUGUCGUUUCUUUUGAAAUGGUCUUGGCUGUGUUCAGCUAUUUACUCCCCACAUCCCUGAGGCUUCUGUCCUCUAUCCAUCCUUGUUUAUAACAUUGAGAUAUUUCCAAGGGCGAGAGCUAGGUGAGAGUAAUAUGAGAAAUCAGGGAAACUGAACAAUUUUCAGAACAAGACUGGGCAGCAGGACCUCUCUGUGUCCAUGUGCUCUUUCAAGAACUCCGCCUCUUUCUUCAUCUGGAAUAAGAAGCUGAAAGAGUAAUCAGACCCUCUGAUGACUUGUGUCCAAGUGAAAGAUAUCCAAACCUGGAAUUAGUGUCAGAUGGAUUUGGUGACCUGAGAUGACACUGCCAGCUGGGAGGGGACUGUCUGACCAAGCUGCACGACCAAGCUCUCUGUGGAUGUAAACGCUUGCCCUGAGUAUUGGGAAUGUUUGCUUCCUUCUUACUACCAUUGUGGUUUGGUUCCUCCCGCUGUGGUAGGCCCUGGCCAGUAUUGUGGCUUUGAUGUCAGCUCCUUCCACCUUGCCAUGCUUGGGAACACGCCUGCCUUGCAGCACCAAUUUUAUUUCCUUCAAUAAAAGGAGAUGAGGAUAUGA
Messenger RNA from Sorex araneus (European shrew), 3478 nucleotides. RefSeq names its product p21 (RAC1) activated kinase 1 (gene PAK1). Gene Ontology annotation, molecular function: ATP binding; protein serine/threonine kinase activity. The record is from RefSeq and is a predicted model, not a curated record. Gene Ontology annotation, cellular component: cytoplasm. Bases 336 to 1973 code for a protein of 545 amino acids. Gene Ontology annotation, biological process: regulation of MAPK cascade; regulation of actin cytoskeleton organization; intracellular signal transduction. Lineage: Eukaryota; Metazoa; Chordata; Mammalia; Eulipotyphla; Soricidae. The transcript is spliced from 15 exons.